GUAAGCAACUGAAGAAUGCAUAACCAUACAGAAAUAACAGGGUUUAUCCUCGUGGGAUUGUCAGAUGAUCCAAAGAUCCAGGUGAUGAUCUUUGUCUUCCUCGUCAUCACCUACAUGCUCAGCAUCACUGGGAACCUGACCAUCAUCACACUCACACUGUUGGAUUCCCACCUGCAGACCCCCAUGUAUUUCUUCCUCAGAAAUUUCUCCUUAUUAGAAGUUUCAUUCACAACUGUCAGUAUACCCAAGUUCCUGGGCACCAUUAUUUCAGGAGACAAAACCAUUUCCUUUAAUGACUGUAUAAUUCAGUUAUUUUUUUUCAUUCUCCUUGGAGUCACUGAAUUUUACCUUCUGGCUGCCAUGUCCUAUGAUCGUUAUGUUGCCAUCUGCAAGCCUCUGCAUUACAUGACCAUCAUGAAUCAAAAAGUCUGUACAAUGCUUGUCUUUGCUUCCUGGCUGAUUUCCUUCUUAAUCAUCUUUCCCUUACUCAUGUUGCUCUUACAGCUUGAUUACUGUAGGUCCAAUAUCAUUGACCAUUUUACCUGUGAUUAUUUUCCCCUGUUGCAGAUUUCUUGCUCAGACACCAAAUUCCUAGAGAUAAUGGGGUUUUCUUGUGCCGUGUUUACUCUAAUGUUCACUUUGGCAUUAAUAUUUCUAUCUUACAUAUAUAUCAUCAGAACAAUUUUAAAGAUUCCUUCUACUAGUCAGAGGACAAAAGCCUUUUCUACAUGUUCUUCCCAUAUGGUUGUCAUCUCCAUCUCUUAUGGAAGCUGUAUUUUUAUGUACAUUAAACCCUCAGCCAGAGAAAGAGUGUCUUUGAGUAAGGGAGUUGCUGUGCUAAAUACCUCAGUAGCUCCCAUGCUGAACCCCUUUAUUUACAGCCUGAGGAACCAACAAGUCAAGCAAGCUUUCAUGAACAUGGCAAAGAAGAUCGUGUUUUACACAAGUACAUGAAAUAAUGUGGUGUCAUGAGUUAGAAGCACAUUGAAGGGCAAUUGUUUAAAAGUGACAUUUCAGUGACCCACUUCAAUCAAU
Castor canadensis (American beaver) is the source of this 1035-nucleotide messenger RNA. RefSeq names its product olfactory receptor 6C1. Lineage: Eukaryota; Metazoa; Chordata; Mammalia; Rodentia; Castoridae. The record is from RefSeq and is a predicted model, not a curated record. Gene Ontology annotation, cellular component: membrane. Gene Ontology annotation, biological process: G protein-coupled receptor signaling pathway. Gene Ontology annotation, molecular function: olfactory receptor activity; G protein-coupled receptor activity.